Messenger RNA from Saccostrea cuccullata (small rock oyster), 1902 nucleotides. Its product is annotated as multiple epidermal growth factor-like domains protein 11. The record is from RefSeq and is a predicted model, not a curated record. Gene Ontology annotation, molecular function: scavenger receptor activity. Lineage: Eukaryota; Metazoa; Mollusca; Bivalvia; Ostreida; Ostreidae. The transcript has 10 exons. Bases 73 to 1623 code for a protein of 516 amino acids.
AACUGGGAAUAUUUUGCCUUCUGACUUCGUUCAGAAAAAAGGUUUUUCUUAAACAAAAUCUUAUUACACUUAAUGCAUACAUAUUAUUCCGUAUCAAACAUGAAAAGUACUAGUGGAACUGCUUUAAUUUAUUUUCUCGGUGAAAUUUCAUUGAUUGGGAAAAUAGCAGAGGCUUAUGAAAAUCUUGCUUUACGGAAACAAACAUGGCAGCAGUAUCCUUAUAUGUAUAACGACUGGCCCACGUAUUUAGAUUUACUACUAUAUAAUUAUCCAGCGGAUAAAGCCGUGGAUGGGCUGUUUUCAGACCGGUCUAAUUCUGGUGGACAAUGUACAAUAUCUGGCAAUAAAGAAGGAACUGCAACCUGGCGGGUGGAUCUAGGAAAAGUUCUUAACAUACAUCAUAUUACUAUCUAUUACAGGACGGACAACCUUCCAUGGGGCCCUGACAAUGGAUACACAACCCGAUUCCUAGGAUUUUCGCUUUUUAUAUCAAACACAACCAACAAGGAUGACGGCUAUCUAUGUUUUAAAGACACAAACUACACUAGAGAAACGAUACCGAGUAAUAUUACAAUAGAAUGUAUAAAGCAUGGAAGGUACGUCAUCUACUAUAAUGAGAGACUCCCAGGAGUUACCUACCCUGAAGGAUAUUCUACAUACGCAUACAAUGAACUCUGUGAAGUCAAGGUUUAUGGAUGUCCUUCCUUUGUUGUAUACGGAGAGAAUUGUACAUUUCCGUGUUCGCAGACUUGUCUUGAAGGACGCUGUAACAUUGUGGAUGGGACUUGUUUUGGAUGUAUUGCUGGACAGAAAGGUUCACGAUGUGAACAAUUUUGUGACGGUGGUAAAUUCGGAAAAAACUGUGCUCAGUCAUGCGGGUUCUGCUUCGGAAAUGAACCAUGUCAUCAUAUCAACGGGUCAUGCUUGAAUGGCUGCGAAAGAGGUUACCAUGGAAACAAUUGUACACAAGUAUGUUCUGAAGGGUGGUAUGGAUACAACUGCCUUGAUAUGUGUGACUUCAAUUGUGGAGAGCCGAAAAGAUGUGACAGGAAAACAGGACAAUGUCAAAAUGGGUGUCAGGCAGGGUGGAAGGAUAUAAAAUGUGACAAAAAAUGCAACGGAGGUACAUUCGGACUAAACUGCAAUCAGUCAUGCGGGUCUUGUCUUGAUAAAGAACAAUGUCAUCACAUAAACGGGUCGUGCUUGAAUGGAUGCGAUAAAGGUUACCAUGGAGACACUUGUACGCAAGAAUGCCCAGAUGGAGGCUUUGGUUACAAUUGUGAGGGAAAUUGUAGCAGUUGUCCAUUUACUGAAACAUGUGACGCAAUAUCCGGACAAUGCAAUGUCAUAAUGAAAUCACCCGAGUUUAUUACAAGGAAACAAUCCAAAGCCUUUCUGUUUGGAGUGAUAACGUCUCUUUCCAUAAGUGUUUGCUUAAACCUCGCUUUAAUACUCUGGAAUUGUACUAGAAAUGGGUGCAAAAGAAAGAAGAACCAAGAUAAAAUUACAAUACAAUUGUCAACGAACCCUACAACACCUGAUCCAAAGGUCAUUGAUGAUGCUGGAGAUAGUGAAGUUUACGAAGAUCUAGAUCAACAUUCCAUUUAUGACGAUGCACUUUAGUGUGAAUUGAUAGUAUAUGAGUUAGUACCUAAAUAUACAUGAAAUUUUAUGCGCAUUUGUAUCACCGAUCAACUAGUUCCUAUUAUUUAAAGGUUUGGAUCUUAGUUUGACUCGUGUGUUCCAAGAUACAAAACUAGAAUAUUUAAAGAUUCUUUUUUUCAAUAUCUGGGUUCAGUAUUAUGGAACAAUUUACCUUUUAAAUAUAACUAAAGGAUGUAUCCAAUAAUCAAACAUGUAAAUUCAAGACAAGAAAAUUUAUAGUAAAACAACAAUAUUGUA